CCGCGCAUGCGCAGUGAAGAAGCCGGGCAGCAUGGCGGAUAAUUCGGUGUCAGAGUUACUAUUACAGAGACUCCAAGAUGGGGACUGUCAGGGUCUGGAUAGUCUGGAACUGGCCUCCAUAUUGGGGGUGGAUCAUCAGCAAGUGGUGGGGGCUGUGAAGAGCUUACAGUCCCUGGGAGAGGUGAGAUCAGCUGGGGGCACAGGGUAAUGCAAUAGUAUGGGCACAAUGUUAAUUUAAAGGGCUGUCAAAAUCUGUGUCCUCCAUAACAUGCAGACUAUCCCUCACACUGUGCAUGUUACAUACCAUACCAUACCAAUGUCAAUAAUAACAUACAUUAUCUUUCUUCAUUUCAUACACCAACCCAUUUAUAUGGAUAGAAGGCUAAUAAUGUUUUGUAGCAGGAGUAGGCAACUUUGGGAACUUCAGAAGUUUUGGACUACCAUCUGCCCCUGUUGCUUUGCCAUCAUUAUGUGCUAAGAGCAUUAUGGGUGAUGUAGUCCACAACAUCUGGUGUAGCGAAGGUUGUCUACUCCUGUUCUAUCCAGCCUAAUGCCUGGUAAGAAAAACUAACUACAUAACUAAAAGUUAGCAGUGGGUUGUGCUUUCUUUUACUUUGGAACAGAAUCAUGUUUAAAUUUAAAAAAUAAAAAAAUUUAUGCCUGCCCUGUGAUCAUGAGUUUUUAUGAAAGGCAUCAUUGGGGUACCACUUUGUGAGAGGAGAAUGCUGGCGUCCCAUGUAGUGGGUUGAUGUCAGCGCCAGUCCUUGGAAGUGCGGCAUUUUAUACUUUAUAAUGCCCACUUCUGCUUCCUUUGAUUGGCAUUUGCUUUCAUUCACAAACCUCUUCAAUGAAAGAUGUAUCCAUAACUGCUUUACAUUUCCAUGUCAAUAUUCCCUUGAUGCAUAUUUCUGAAAGCUGGACAAUGCUGGCACACAAUUUUAUCUUUACCAACAUAUAUAUUUCUAAGACCCCUGCGGGUCCAAUUUGGCUAUUUUGCCCUGAACUUUGAAUUCUCACUUUUGUGAAUAACUUUGAUAGUGUUCUAAAGUCCGUGCCGUCUGCACUUCUGUAUUGCUGUUUUUCUUUUUUUGAUUAUUCUAAUACGUUGACGCUAUUAAUGUCUCCAUGUAGAUUAUUGAAGCUGAGCAGAAAUCCAGUAAACGGUGGGAGUUGACCACGGAAGGUGAAGAGAUUGCACGGGAAGGCAGUCAUGAGGCCAGAGUCUUUUACAGCUUGCCCAAGGAGGGCCUGGCACAGAGUGAGCUCAUGGUGAGCCUAUGAAGAAUGACUUUCAGAAGUACAUAAUGACCACUUAAUAACUUAACACAAAACUAUAAUUCAGCGAUUAGGUGAAAUGAUUACAGUCCAAUGGUAGCUCAAACACCAAGUCUCUCUCUUCCGAUCGAGAGCUGGGUAAAACAGGGGGUAGGUGCAGCACCUAAAUAGUCCUUAUUCUGGUAUAUCUAAUGACAAGAAUAAAAACCAGAGGAAAACAGAGUAAUAUAGUAAAACUAUAGUUGGUAUAAAUAAGAUAAAAAAAUGUGCACUCACACGUUUAUGGCGCUUCAAUGCAGCUCCAACUUCUGCACAUAAGUUGAAGUUCCAUAAAAGUGUGAGUGCACAUUUUUUCAUCUUAUUUAUACCAAAUAUAGUUUUAAGAUAAAAAAUGUGCACUCACACUUUUAUGGAACUUCAACUUAUGUGCAGAAGUUGGAGCUGCAUUGAAGCGCCAUAAACGUGUGAGUGCACAUUUUUUUAUCUUAUUUAUACCAACUAUAGUUUUACUAUAUUACACUGUUGUUUUCCUCUGGUUUUUAUUCUUGUCAUUAGAUGUACACUAAUAAGGGCUAUUUAGGUGUUGCACCUACCUCCUGUUUUAUGCAACUUUAACCUAAUACCGAACAGUUGGCUUCAGAAAAAGUAUUGGGAUAGAUUAGAAGUCUGUAUUGGUAGAAACCUGCCUGCCGUGUGUAUAAAACUUGAGAAAGUUACAUUUUAACCCCUUAAGGACACAUGACAUGUGUGAAAUGUCAUGAUUCCCUUUUAUUCCAGAAGUUUGGUCCUCAAGGGGUUAAAGAACCUAUUAUUUUUUUUUAUUUAUUUUUUUUGUAAUAAAACUCAUUUGGAAAAAAAAUGCACCCAUUACAGAAAAAGAAUAAAAAAUGCUCAGGUAGCUGGUGUGUUUUGUGACCCAUGCUGUGUACAUAUUCACGUUAUAUUUUAUUAAAUAUCUCUGUAGAAUGCACUGUUUAUGUAUGUUUGGAUAUAUCAUGGCGUGCAUUUAUUUGGCUGUGUCUCUGUUCGCACGCGUUACUAUGUGUGAAUUAUUUAUUAUAGAUCUUGUAUAACAAACCACCUGUUCUCUCUCAUAGAAACUGCCUAUAGGGAAGAUUGGCUUCAGCAAGGCCAUGUCUAACCGCUGGAUCAAACUGGAUAAAUCUGCAGCUGGAGGUCCGAGGGUCUUCCAGGCAGUAAGUGUCUAUGCCGUCACCUGAGUCUAUUCUCUGUGUGUGUGUAUAAAAACUAUUUAAAUCUAUUUAUUUAUUCAUUUUCUUUUAUCCUUUCUACUCGUUGCUCAGGCUUUAUACUUUAUCUGUCCAAAAAAUUUUUUCACUCUCACCCAUCUUUUCUCUGGCCCCGAUCUUUGUCCCUUUUUUUACCUCCCUAAACCUGUCUUCAAAUUUGACAAACUAUAUCAUUUAUCCGCCAAGCUGUAAUUUUUCAUGUAGUUAGCAAACCACUGUAGAUGGUACUCUGAAGUGGCACCAUAACCACAACACCUGACAUUCUCAGUGAAUAAUGUCCAAAGUUGAGCUAAACUGAUAGUGCUAAUGCUGUAGUAGGGACUUCCGAUUUAGCAUAUUAGUGAGGGUCGGAGUGACGGUGAGCAUCUGACAGAGCCAAUAAAAUAUCAGACCAGUCGUGAAUGCUUUCAUAGCUCACUGUGGAUCAGCGUCAAAAGCCUUCUGGCUCCUUAGCUGCCACAAGGCUCUAAAGUCAGAUGGGAACUGGUUGGGUAUGAUUACCUGGGAUAAUCAUGAUAUAUUCUGCCCUCACAUUGUGUUUUAAGAAUAGUCUUUUUCACUGCUUCAUGCAGCAGUUAUACUGUCAGUAGUCUAUUUUCUGUCCUCUUUUGUUUGUUUUUAUCAGUUACGCAGCGGUUUGACAAAAAACGGGGCAUUCACCCAGACACUUAUCCUUCAUUACCCGACGAUGUGGAAUAUGCUUAAAAACAUUAUCCAUAACCUCGUCACAGCACUAGCGAUACUUAAGCAGGUUCUCUGUUUAAUUAUUGGAUGACCUUGUGAUUUGUUUAUUCAUGUCCUGAUUUUCCUCCCGAUGUAGGUUGACUCAGUGGACGAUAGCGUGAAGGAGAAGCUUCAGUUGGUCCUGCAAGGAAAGACUGAGAGCAUCAAUGAAAAAGAAAGGAAUGAGCUGAAAAAGAGGAAACUGCUCAACGAAGUGUGAGUGCGGAACUGUGUUGGGUUAUAAAACUGCUAAAAUUAGUUUCUUCUUAAAUUUCAUUUUAACAUAAAUCAUCCCUAAAUGCAUUUAAUACAUUGUAUAUAACAGAUACAUGAUGUAUUCAAUGUAAAGAUUUGAGAUAUUAAAGGUACCCUAUACAUGUAUUCCUAACGCUGUAGUGUAGUGGCAAAACACUGCGUCAAUCAAAUGCUCUCUAGUAUAGUAGUUUGAGCUUGUUAACUCGUAUAUCUGUGGAAGUGCUCACAGCCACUAGAUAUGUUAAAAAUGCAAUGAACAAGCAACUUUAUUAUUUCUGUGAAACAGCGGUGUUUUCAGUUGCAGAGUUAAACAGACAGGUACAUGGCACCAGACCACUUCAUUGAAAUGUCUGGUGCCUAUAGAGUCCCUGUAACUUCUUUCCUCUGAUUCUGUGCCACGUAUCCUCAUCUUUGUGGUUGUUACUCUUCUGUAAGUACCGGAUUCUGGACUGCCUUUGUUCUAUCCAGUUUGUUUGCCCUGAUCAGGGAAUCUUCUGAAUUUAGGGAAAACCUCCUCUGCGCUGCUGACACACAGGAUUUGACAGCGUUGGGACGGAGUGAAAUCUGUCACUUAGUUCCUUUACUUUCUAGCCAGCGCUAGCAGAGCCAGAAAUUACAAUAACCACCACAGAGCAUGUGCUAAGCUUGGUGAACGAAGGGGCUGUCAGUGGGAGGGCUCUUCUGCUCUUCUUAAAUCUGACUGACAGGUGGGAGAAAGACCUGUCUUUAAAUAGGUUUUCCUCCCUGUCUAUACAUUGCCAGCACAAUUUAUUGAUUCAAUUUUAUGCUCUGUCAGAAAAAUUCAUUCGUUGUAGGUACUAUAAGAGGUACCCUUUAAUCAUUCCAAUGACAGAUCCUCAUUCAUUAUUUAACAAUGUCCUGACCAACACGUAAUGGUUUGGAUGAUAUUCAGUAAAACAGAACAUUCUAAUUGUUAUUGAAUAUACUACUGCCUGCAUUUCUAGAGACCAAAAAUGCCGUUACAUACAUGAAUGACAAUAUAGGUUUAUGUGCCAAUUUCUGUUGAAAUGUGCACUUUUUGUAAAAUGAAAAGGACACACAUAAAGCACGUCAGCAAGCUGGAGAAUCCCUUUUAAAUGAGCACUAUAAGUAAAAUUAUAAAUUACUAUAGCUUGUUCUAUUAUUACACCUUAUUUUAGUGGUUAUAGUGUAACUUGUUUCCCCUCUGCUUUUUGUCAAAGUGUUUUUAAUGUAGUUUAAUAAGAUACUUGGGCACCCAAAGCAAACCCUCUCAGCCACGGACUUGGUAAAGAAGAAUUUUACCACCUCCGGAUCAGUUUAAAUAUUUGGAUAGAUGAAUGAUAGGCUCUCUGUGCUAGACCAUGUUAGGGUUUCACAGCAUUCUCACUAUGUGUGUCUGAUGUUGUUUUAUUUUGUUUCAGAACAAUUAAAACUUACUGGGUUACAAAAGGCAGUGGAUUCAGCACAAGCAUUACAAAGCAAGAAACAGAUCUGACUCCAGAGAUGAUUGCCAGGUAACAGGGGUCUGUGUGCCUUUUAUAGAGGUGUCUAAAGACAUUCGAUGGCCCUUCUAACUUCUAAACUUCAUAUAUGCCAAUCUCCGUCAUUACUAGGCGGUCUAGAAGGGGCUCCUGGGAUAGUGACAUAGUUUAAACCCUGGAGGUCACUAUACUGUGGUAUCUGGUUCUAGGUUCAUAUUUGAGCUCAAGGUUGUUUUAGAAUAGCAGCUCAGCCACAUAUUAUAAUUAUAUACUGAUACUAUUUCUUUUCUUUUACUUAGUUGUAUUGUGCAACAAUUAACUUUUUAUUCUGCUAUCACAGAAAAUGUUGUGUUAUUUGUUUCACUGCAUGACGUAGAGACCAGGUCUGUGUAUGUCCCCUUCUUAUUGAAAUCAUUCUGCCGUGGGCUGAGCCGGGAUAGUGUACAUAACCCAGAGCUCGUCUUCUAUUCUGUGUUGCCCUGUGCUGUGAGGGACAGACUCCAUGUCCCAUAGCUCUCACCUGUCUGUGUCACCCUGUGCUGGGAGGGACAGACUCCAUGUCCCAUAGCUCCCUCCUGCCUGUGUCACCCUGUGCUGGGAGGGACAGACUCCAUGUCCCAUAGCUCCCUCCUGUCUGUGUCACCCUGUGCUGGGAGGGACAGACUCCGUGUCCCAUAGCUCCCUCCUGUCUGUGUCACCCUGUGCUGGGAUAGACAGACUCCAUGUCCCAUAGCUCCCUCCUCUCUGUAUCACCCUGUGCUGGGAGGGACAGACUCUAUGUCCCAUAGCUCCCUCCUGUCUGUGUCACCCUGUGCUGGGAGGGACAGACUCUGUGCCCAUAGCUCCCUCCUGUCUGUGUCACCCUGUGUUGGGAGGGACAGACUCCAUGUCCCAUAGCUCCCUCCUGUUAUCUCCUGUCCUCCCUACUUUAGGUUAUGUAUGAUGGUAUUUGUAGUAUAACACUCUGUAGAGAAAAUUAAUGUGGUUUCACUGGACUUUAUGCACGUCAUCUAUCUUCUGUAUGUUUAUCUAUCCCAACACCUACCACCUUUUCUCUUUUGUCGCACUCAGUGGUUCCUGGAGAGAGAAGAAGUUCAAAGCAUAUAAUUUUAAUGCCCUAGGUGUGAUGCCCGAGUGUGGUCAUCUUCACCCCCUUCUUAAGGUCCGCACACAGUUCCGACAGAUUUUCCUUGAGAUGGGGUGAGUUAACCAGAGCUACGUAAACCUUGAUGUCAUUAUGGGAAGAGCCAGCAAUAUAUGUGUUUAUAUGUAUUUACCUCAUUCCCUAGAUUCACAGAGAUGCCAACCAAUAACUUCAUUGAGAGCUCGUUCUGGAAUUUUGAUGCCCUCUUUCAGCCCCAGCAGCACCCAGCCAGGGAUCAGCACGACACGUUCUUCUUGCAGGGUAGGUAUCUUCCCUUGGGUGUAAUUCCAACCAGGUAAUGUUUUAGUGCUUAAUUCUAGUCCAGCCAGUGUGAGGAAACUGAAAAUAAACCAACCAAAGCUCAAUCACUUUCGCCCGGCAGGAGGAGAGACGUAUGUUGCCUAGUGACAGACCGAAUGUUCUAACAAUAAUACUACCUUUAAAUCAAGCAGUAUGAGAUUUGUCAUACAAGUAACAGUGAGGCUAAUACACUUUAGGUUUCUGUCAGUGUGUGUGACCUAUUUAGUGCAGGGCUGGGAUUGAAUCAUUUUAAGCUGCCAUUUUAUACAUGUAGAGCAGCAGUGAUUAUUUUUGUAUUGCUCUGCGUUGUUAUUGUCACUUUCUGUAAGAACUGAAAUUACAGGGGGCGGAGCCUGGAUGCAGAGCUGAUCAGACACGCAUCGGCUGAGCUCUACAGACUGGGAUUGAUAAACGACGGAUUACCGGGGCCACUCGCCAAACCGACCAGCCACCGACGACUUCCCAGAUAAGGGAACGACGGUGCAUCCAGGGAUACCAAAAUCCAACCGUUUUGGCACUGAAACGCUGCCGUUCAGGCUUGCGGCCUACACAAGCGUGGGCAGAGGAGAGGCGGCCGCUCUCUGAGCCCUAUUCCCGGCGGAGUGCACAUAGCACCAGGAUGUCCCCCCCCUCUGGACCGGUGGGGGUCAUCCCGGUCCCCCUCCUGACAUACCCAGCACCAACAAGCCGGCUACGAGAAGCCAUCAAGCGACAAGAUUAAGCAGCAACCGUCAAACUUAAAAUGGCGGACACUCCUGACACACAAGCUCCUGACACAGAACAAGUUGCGAUUUCACUCCAGAGCACUUUUGAGCGCUUGCUCCACAACGUCGACAGGCUCUUUACAAACUUCUGGGCAAAGUUAGAGGCCCGCGCCAUGGAGACACCGCGUCAGAACCAAGAGCACAGCAGAGAGAAGCGGGAGGUGAGCGGGCCCCCUCAGGGCGAACUCCCACAUCAAAUGCCUGACACAGCGCAAACGGACCAGACAAGGCCCAAAGCCACCAGGGGCAUACUACCCCGAUAUAUGCAGCGGAGGCUGAGAAUCCACCGCCACUGGCGGCAACGCUACAGCAGGAGCACCAGCCGCCCCUUCCAUCAAAGAGACUUGGCCUGGAGACAGAGGGCCCGAACCUCUCACCCUCACCCUCACCUGACAGCCGCCCGAGACUGCACUUGCAGAGCCUUCAAUUAACAGAGCAGAGGUAACAGCACAGGGGCCCUGAUGGAGUGUAGCCGGCGGAGGGGCCGACACGGCACCACAGUCCGAGCUCUGGGAACUGCAAGACCACGGCCCCCGCAGCGGGCAACCCAGCAGAAACCUCAAAGCCUGGGCCCUAAGGUGACAAGACAAGACACAGGGAUUAACAACGAAAAAGACUCACCCCCAAAGCCUCCAAGCGGCAUGGGUUGACGGCCAUUAAAGGACGCUAUGACAUCUGGUACCAGAGCCUUAUAGCAAAACUACCAUAGUCAUAACCAUAACAAUCCUGAUCUAGCAUGUAAAUAAUUAACCUUAUCUCUGUGUACCUACAAUACAACCCAUGUAUGCUGUAGCUUCUUAACUGUUAGGCAAUAGCUUCUUAAGCGCAGCAUGUAUACUCAGUACAGUAUAAAACUUUAAGCAACAUGUUUAUUAAUCUUAACAAGUUUUUUAAUCCUAUUAUUACUGCUACUCGUUGAAACACAGCAUUGUAAGCUUUACAGUACUUGCAGGAUGGUGAUCCUAGCCAUAGAUGGUACUAACUACAGAACUUCCCCUGCAUAAAGCAUAUAUGAGCUUAGCCUGUAACGCAUACUUCACUUAAUCAUAAAAAUGCGCAUUAAUCCUACAUCUAAGUGACCUCUAUGUCUUGGAUUACUGUCAUGGCAACAUAACUACAAUCUGAUGUGCAAAAAGUUGAGUUAAACGAAAUCUUAAUCUAACAUGUUAUACCAUUCAGCAACACCUAUUAGCUUGUUAUCAUUACGUAAUAUAAAAAAAAAAAAAGUGCAUUGUCUACCUAACCCCCACUGUAACUAAUGUCUUGAAAUCAGCAUAUGGAAUGCCGUUGGGGUACCAUAUGUAUACCUGUAACCACCAUACGCACUGCAAAAAAAAAGAAUAAAAAAAAAAAAAAGAACUGAAAUUACAGCAGGGAUGUUUUUAUUUUUAGAUCCGGUUUUCGCAACAGAAUUUCCCAUGGAUUACCUAGCAAGGGUGAAGAAAGUUCAUUCUGAAGGAGGAUAUGGCUCACAAGGGUACACGGUCUAUGGGUUAUAUAUUCUUACCCGCUAGUGAGCGUUAAAUGCCAUCAUAGCUCUCAGGUGUCUAGUCCCCUCCAGUCUGUGUCACUGGGUGCUGCGAGGGAUAGACUCCAUGUCCCAUAGCUCCCUCAUGUCUGUCUCACCCUGUGCUGGGAGGGACAGACUCCAUGUCCCAUAGUUCCCUCCUGUCUGUGUCACCCUGUGCUGGGAGGGACAGACUCCAUGUCCCAUAGCUCCCUCCUGUCUGUGUCACACUGUACUGGGAGGGACAGACUCCAUGUCCCAUAGCUCCCUCCUGUUUGUGUCACCCUGUGCUGGGAGGGACAGACUUCAUGUCCCAUAGCCCACUCCUGUCUGUGUCACCCUGUGCUGGGAGGGACAGACUCCAUGUCCCAUAGCUCCCUCCUGUCUGUGUCACCCUGUGCCGGGAGGGACAGACUCCAUGUCCCAUAGUUCCCUCCUGUCUGUGUCACUCUGUGCUGGGAUGGACAGACUCCAUGUCCCAUAGCUCCCUCCUGUCUGUGUCACCCUGUGCUGGGAGGGACAAACUCCAUGUCCCAUUGUGCCCUUCUGUCUGUGUCACCACAAUGUAUAAGGGAGCAGACUCUAUAUUCCACAGGUCCAUAUUGUAUUAAUAAUUUAAGUUAAAUAGAUCAUGUUUUAUUUUUCUUUCCUACAGUUACAAAUAUGAUUGGAGUAUAACUGAAGCUCGAAAGAAUAUCUUGCGAACACACACUACAGCCGUCAGUGCUCGGAUGUUGUACAAACUCGCCCAGCAGGUAAAUAAUGUAUUUUAAUCUUAUGCUAAUCAAAGCUGCAGAAAUUUGAAAUAUUUAUAAAUAUAAUGCCAUAAAGUUAAACAGAAUAACCUUCAUUCGUAUUUUUUUUUUUUUGUAUUGUGAUUAAAAUAUUACUUUUUCCCAUGACCUCCAAGCUAUGGAUCUGCUGGUAUUGAAACCAUUGCAAGCUGCAUUGUAGUAUUUAAAACAUGUCUAAAGCUGACGUGCGCAAUUGAUGAGCUAAAUAGCUGUUCAGGUUACGAGCAGCCAAACACUGAUUGGCUAUUUCAGUGUCAGAUGACUGGACCUCAUCAUCCACGGUCCACAAACAAAGCCCUGAACGCUGGUCAAUGACUCAUUGCUUCCCUCUGCUGGUAUGAUUUCAGUACUGACUGAUCUUUACACUUUGAUAUUUGUAAAUUGCAUUUCCCAUGGUGCUCGGCAUCCUUACAGCUGGCUGAGUGUCAUGUGAAGUAUUGUUCAUAAACCUCAGUGAUUAUAUUAUCCAUCACUGUUGGAGGCUGGCUGAGAAUUAAUAAAAAUAUAGUUCAUUUUGUGCGCCUAAAAUAUAUAAUAAGACAUAUACAGAGUAUAAAAUAAAAUAUCAGAUAAUAAAAGUAAAUACAAAAUGGUAAUCAACAAUAGUCCAAAACACUUAUCAAGAGUCCGUAAUGGUAAGUUCUUUUGAGGAAACAGGAAAUCCUGAGAAAUUUCCUGUUUCCUCAAAAGAACUUACCAUUACGGACUCUUGAUAAGUGUUUUGGACAAUUGUUGAUUACCAUUUUAUAUUUACUUUUAUUAUCUGAUAUUUUAUUUUAUACUCUGUAUAUGUCUUAUUAUAUAUUUUAGGCGCACUCUUAUCCUUUUUAUUUGUUUUUGUCUUUUAUAGCUAGGGGAUUAUAGGGGACUCCCCUCUGAGAAGUGCUGCCUUCUUUAUUUAUUUGUGUGGCAGUUGAGCGCUGAUUUGUUUCCCUUUUCGUAUAGUUCAUUUUGUCCAUGCUUUAGCACUCGCAGGAGAUAUGCGGCCUUUAAGGGAGCUGUUUGAUGCUUCCCUCGCUCUACACAGAUACUCUCUCUUCCUCCCUACAGAAGGAGUUCACCCCUGUCAAGUAUUUCUCCAUUGACCGUGUGUUUAGGAAUGAGACCCUGGAUGCUACACAUUUAGCAGAGUUUCAUCAGAUUGAAGGAGUGGUGGCAGAUUACGGCCUGACGCUGGGAAAUCUUAUGGGCGUCCUUAAGGAAUUCUUCACCAAACUUGGUAUAUUCCAUAUGUAGUAUACUUUUCUUUCUCCCCCUCUCCCCACAAUGAUGUGUUUCAAUUAAGGUAUAAUCACUCCUUUGUACCCUUUACACGUAGACUGUUCCACUUAUAGAAUUAGCAUUCCUUUCUGGGUUUUUUUAUUCAUUUGCAAUAUCAUAAUGAAAAAUCUACUUGUAUAACUUGAUGGACUUUAGUCUUUUCUUAACCUAGACUACAAUGUAAUUAUUUAAAGGGACACUAUGGUCACCAGAACCACUACAGCUUAACGUGGUUCUGGUGUCCAUAGCUUGCAGCCAUUGCUUACAUUACAACCUAGAGAAACACCUCACAGACCACUGCUAGAAGUACUUCCUCGGUGUGUGCAGCACUGACGUUAAGCAUCUCCAUGCAGUGCAUGGAGACGCUGAAUGUUCCCUAUAGAAAUGAAUAGAUCCAAUGCAGAUCUAUGAGGAGAUGCUGAUUGGUGCAGCGCAGUGUUUUGCCUCCAAGUGUUUUCCUAUAGAAAAGUAAUGGAAUGGCUGAGGUUGUCAAAAUUGAUGAUCUCAGCCAAUGGAGGCGGGGCCAGCGGUGGCUAGACCAGCGUGGCUUGGGGAAAAAAAAAUAAGUAAAAUCAUCUUCUUGCUUUGAUCGAAAGGAGUGCAGUCACCCAAACAGCCACUUCAGGGCUAUAAUAUCCGGAAUAUAGGUUUGUUUUUGUGAAAAUUUAGUGUUUUGUUUUCUUUUUCUUUAAAUUUUAUGUUAUUACUAGAAAUGUAGGUAUUUAUGUAAAACAGAGUUCAGAAAUAUCUGGACUGACAGCACCAUGACAGCGGCUCACAAUGUUCUGUAGGGUCAUCAACAGUACGCCACCAUGUGGAACGUUUGUGAAUUACAAUGAUGCAGUAUAUCUCCAGACUCUUUGGAGUAAGCAUUAUUAUUUAGCAGGAAAGUAUCUUUAAAUGUGUGUGUGUGUAUGUAUGUGUGUGUGUGUAUAUAUAUAUAUAUAUAUAUAUAUAUAUAUAUAUAUAUGAUGUCAGUGUUUGGACAAAUUGGUACUUAUUGUCAGUGAAUUGUCAUUAAGUCUUUAUUUUUUUACAGGAAUAACCAAACUGCGCUUUAAGCCAGCGUAUAACCCUUACACAGAACCUAGUAUGGAGGUGUUCAGCUACCAUGAAGGUAAGUUUUAUCACAGUAUAGAUUUUUGAGUCUAUUCAUUAUAUAAUGGUGUACAACGAACUGGCAAACCAUGAUCUCAAAGGAAAAAAAUUGGUAGGCGAAAUCGGUCAUGUUGAACAUACGUUUUAAUGAAAUAAUCCUUCAAAUAAGGCUGACCUAACCAGUGGAGCUUACACUCUAAAUGAUAGUUGGACUAUCCUGCGGUGCUCAUACAGCAAAGAUUCAGGCAAUGGAGAUUUGGUGAGAUAAGAAAUUUUCUAAUCUAAAACAAUAUUCCCAACAGACUAAUACUUUCAUCUAAGGAAGGAAUAGUAAUUUUACCUGGAAUUACACCUUGAGGAUCAGUCAGGUUUUUACUGUGGAGGUAACCAUCUGGGAAUUGCAUUGCAAUUUGUAAAUACUCUGUGACAAUUACAGACAACAUUGAGAGCAGUCGGUCAUAAUUUGUGGCUUCUGAGCAGCUGCCUGCUGUCCACCGGAUAGCCGUCCCCAGGUAAGAAGUCAAACUGUUGGCAAAUUAUUUGACUACUUACAUGGGGUGGGGGCACCAGAGCACUUCUGGCUCCGUAACCUCUACAGUACGUUAUAGUGGUUAUGGUGUUGGGAGUAUUCCUUUAAAAAGCAAUGACAUACCGUUAAAUUCAUAUUUUAAAGGGGCCCUACAGCCUGUAAUGAUACUUUUUUUUUUUUUUUUAAAUGCAUUAUAAAGUUUAUAUCUUUAAAAUAUCAAAAUAAGCUAUUCACACUUUAAUUUGCUGUAUUUGCAAUUAAUAUAUAGCUAGUUCUGUGACAAGUUUUAAUCAUCCAAUGAUGCUUCUAUUAUUUUACUAUGGUUCUUUAAGGGCAGAACUCAGGUUUAUGGGGGUUUUAGUUCAUAAAUUUUCUGUUUAUCAAACGUUUUUAUUCAUCUUCACCUCCUGAAUGAGUGAAAACCACGUUUGUUUGUUUAAAAUUGAAAAUCAUGGAGGCUGUGAAGGAGGAGCAGGAAGGUUGGAUCAUGAUUCUUUAGAAAUAGAAAACAAACAAGAUUAAGAAAAACAACCAGCCCAGGAUAACGAAGUGUAACCUAACUGUACCCAAUGUUCCUUCCCAUUUAACUCUGUCUUUAAAACAGAGGGGGGAAAUGAGUCAGACAGGCAGACUAUUUGUGCAUUAGUUGUGCAUCAUGUGCUUCAUUACAGUAAUUAGAUCGCAGGAGGUGGUACAGUGGAGGCUGGAUGCAGAAUGCUGCAAACAUAUAUGUUCCCUCCCAAACAAAUAGACAAAUCAAACACACCAAUACAGCUAAUUAUUUAGGCAAAAAGCUAUAAAAUUUCUAUCCUCAUGAGACCCAGCCCAUAAAUUGUGUCCUGUUGUAUUGUAAAGAGGACAUCCGGGGCUUUCCAGUGAUAUGUCAUGUGAUAGGCUGGGAUGCUGGGAACUUCCUCUUCCGUUUCAUCAAAACCAGAUGGCAUAUUGGAAGACAAUGUUUUCCUCAUUUCCCAGCAGGAUAAAUGUUGUAUUGGUGCAGUUCUCUCCACGUUUGGUGCACACGUUGAUCUCAAAGAGCAGAGAUUGGCUGACAUUAUUCAGUCACUUCCAAAAUAUUCUACCCUAUAAAACUUUAUGGUGUUUUCAGUCAAGACAAGAAUAUCACCUGUUCUUUAUGAUAUUGGAAGCGGCAACACAACAGGAUGUAUCUGCUUAACCAGAGCAACAAAAAAUGCCCCAAAAUAUUCUUAAAAUAAUGAUAAUGAUUUAACCCUUUCCAUUGCUUUUUUAACUUGUAAACUUGAAAGUGAAGGUUUAAACACGGUUUUGCUGGUUCUGCUUUUAAUUUAAACUUUGUGUACACUUUAGUCUGUGUAUCUUAUAUUGCAUAACGUAUUGGCAUUUAAAACAUAGAUGAUAACAGCGUUUACAUAAACAAAUCCUUUUUUGUUUAUGUUUAUUGAAGAUAUAUUUUCUAUAGCAUUUGGCCAUUUUAUUUUAUUUUUUUCCUCGUAGGUUUGAAAAAAUGGGUCGAAGUUGGAAAUUCUGGGGUCUUCCGACCAGAAAUGCUACUGCCAAUGGGUCUUCCAGAAGGAGUGUCUGUUAUCGCAUGGGGGCUGUCGCUGGAAAGGUGAGCACAGUGUUUAGCUUAAUACAAAACCACCAAAAAAAGCAGAGGUUAAAAGCAGAAUAAGCAAAGAUUUAGUUAAAAAAACGCAUGGUUUGUUUUGUUGAAAUUUUUUUAUUUUCUUACACAUAAAUAAUACUUUUUUUUUUUUUCUUUUUUUUUUAAAUCUUCUGGAUACCACCAUGCUUCAGCUCCCUAUUCAGCAGUAUUUAUGAAGGGGAAACCCUGCAGGUUGGGAGGGACACUAAGAAAGGGUGAACUUACAGAGCAAACCUAUCGAAUAUUUAUGUUUAAAGCGGCACUGUCAUGCCGAAUCCAGUUUUUUUUUUUUUUUAAACCCCCCUCCGGCCUCCACUACAUCUGACACCCUAGUCACCCCCUAAACCCUCCCACAUUACCUAUUUUUUAUUCCUUAUUUUCUGCCCCGAUCUAUAUUCAGGGCGCCACCAUCUUUGUGUGGGUAGAUGAAGUUCCUGUGGGAAACGUCUUCAGCCCACACUAGACAGACUGUGAGAUUCCCGCACAUGCCCAGUGAAACACCUGGACAUGCGAACGGGAAUUUCAUCCAUUCAUUCAUCAGAAAGACGAAUGAGUGAAUAGAAAUAUCAGCCGAACAAACUAACACUGUGUAUCUGAGUAUCAGUGUUCGUUUGUUCGUGCAGUUUAUUACAAGGAGCGAGCUACCGGCACGGGUGGGGGGCCAUAAAGAUAAUCGGGGGGGGAGGACCUACUGUCCGCCCCCACCCCUGGGCGGCAGGUGGGGGCCAAAUGAUAAUGGGGGAACCUACUGUCCACCCCCUCCGGCCCCCCCAGGCAGCGGGUGGGGGCCAUAAAGAUAGUUUCCCCCCCCCCACAAGGUGACUAGGGGUCCCCAAGCCCCUAGUCACCCACCCCCCCACCCAAAUAAAAAGUCCCUACCUACCCCCCUCACCCUAAAAAAUAGUGAGGGGGGAAUAAAAUAACUAACCUGUAAAAUAAAAUUAAACUUACCAUUCGACGUCUUCUUUUUUUCUCAAAUCUUAAUUUUUCAGCCCCAAAAAAGGCCAAAUAAAAAAACAUCAUAACCGUCGAACUAAAAAUAAAAUAAAAAUCCUGAGUGCAAAAAAAAAAACCUGACAAAAAAGAAAAAACCCGAGCGCAAAAAAGAAAUCCAUCUUCACCCAUGGAGGGCUCUGCAAUGAGGAUAAGAACACUCUGAUUGGCUUAAACCCACCAAUCAGAGUGUCCUUAGCCUAAUUGCAGGGCGGGGCAAGGCUUUAUAAGCCUUCCCCCCUGCGGAGCUCAAUCUGCCCGGUUUAAUUUUAUUUUACAGGUUAGUUAUUUUAUUCCCCCCUCACUAUUUUUUUUUUUUUUUUUAGGGUGAGGGGGGUAGGUAGGGACUUUUUAUUUGGGUGGGGGGGUGGGUGACUAGGGGCUUGGGGACCCCUAGUCACCUUGUGGGGGGGGAAUUGACUUAGGGUCCCCACCCGCCAUCCAGGGGUGGGGGCCGGGGGGGGGAGGGGAGAGGACAGUAGGUCCCCCCCAACCCUCAUUAUCUUUAUGGUCGCCGCCCAGGGGUGGGGGCCGGAGGGGGGGUGGACAGUAGGUCCCCCCCCCAUUAUCAUUAUUGCCCCCACCCACCUCCCAGGGUGGUGAGGGGGGGGGCUGCUAAACCCCCCAUUAUCUUUAUGGCCCCCACCCGCCGCCCCGGGGGGGACGGGACAGUAGGUCCCCAUUAUCAUUAUGAUCCUGAGAGAGGAGGAGAAGAGGAAGAGAUUGAGGAAAGGUAAGUUCGGCAUGACAGUGCCGCUUUAAUGUACUGAGUACAAGAUGACCUAAUGUUAAUUACAACCUGAUCCUGUUUUUCACUUUUAAUAGCUAAAAGCAAACACCUGGUAAAUAGAUAUUUUCCUUAUACAUGUUUUAAUUAUUAUUUUAAGGCCGACAAUGAUAAAGUAUGGCAUUAACAACAUCCGGGAGCUGGUUGGCCACAAGGUGAACUUGCAGAUGGUCUACGAUAGUCCGAUAUGUCUCCUAGAUUCUUAAGGCUCAACAUCCCCAAGCUGAAAAAACACCUUUUUUUUAUUCUCUUUGGGAACAUCGAGGGCCAUGCGCCAACCUAAUGCAAUAUUUAUUUUUGUCUUAUAACAAACAGUGUAUUUUCACUUUUACCCAAGUAAACAAAAGUUUGGUAAAGAUAAACGAUCAGUUGUAUUUUUUUUUUUAUUUUUAUUUUUUUUUUUAUUCUGCGUUUUCUUUCCCCUCCCUAAAAUGUCCUUACUAUAUGGAUACCUAAAAACAUGAUGAUACUCUGUGGCUAUUCAAAUGUUGUUCUUUUCCAUUUCCAUC
This is a messenger RNA of Pelobates cultripes (western spadefoot toad), 16278 nucleotides long. NCBI's taxonomy places the organism in Eukaryota, Metazoa, Chordata, Amphibia, Anura, Pelobatidae. The record is from the annotation of a GenBank genome assembly.